GGUUGUCGCGACCAGGGAGGGGUUCUGGCUUCGAUUCCAGUGACUCGGAAUAUACAUUUACGAAAGUGUGUCUCGUCCCGAGAUUUGAUAAUCGGCCAAUAACGCGCGACGUUGUACUUGGUCGAAUCACGCCGUGAUUUAACGAGAGAGCAUUUGCCGCAAUGUCCUAAUGUACGCGUUGAUCGUGCGAGCGGCAUCAGCUGCUCCCUUCGUCAUGAACCGUCAUCAUUAACGUCAUUCACGCGGCUAACGUACUGGAUGGAAUUAUGGAAGCCUGUGACGUAAAAUACAGCAGCUUGCAAGCCGAUUACCGUUGAACCAAGUCAUUGGAAAACGAUCGUCGCUUCUAACAACGGUUUCCACGACGCGGUGGAUCCCGUCAAUCCGGCAAACAGGUGUUAUCAACGGGCAUUGUUCGCGGCGCCGGAAAUUGAAUUGUCGCAGGAGAAGGCGUAACAGUGAUGGAAGAGCCACAAACUCCGGGAUCGGAUUGCAAUUCUAACCUGGCGACGGAUUCUAUCCAGCAGGAUCUGGUCGGCUCGGAGUUUGUUCAGGACAAUGUUGAGUAUCAAUGGUUUAUCGAUUACGGAUAUAGAGAUGGAGGACUACACAUCCAUCCCAGUGUUCUUUCGUCGCUUUCCGCGUCCUAUACUCCCAAGGAUCUGGGUUAUUAUGACGACCUUGCUCGUAAUUUGGACGCUAAUCUGGCAGAGAUCGACAUGGAGAGCUUUCGUACGGCGGACAUUCAUACCCUCCUUACGGCUCUGCCUGUCAUGUGCACGGAACCAGUUCAACAUUCCGAAUUUAACUAUCAAAGGGAACAGUAUGCCAGUAUAUCUGGAUCUGUCAUGGAAAAGCUUGACAUCGGUUCCUCCAUCAGCCCCCAUACUAGUAGCCAGGGAGAGGAUUCCGCAUGUUCCACCGCCGAUACGAUAUCCAUAUGCAAGUCGUCGUUGCUGUUUUCUCCAGUAAAAGAGACGCCGAUGCUACCACCGGGUGGUAGCUACAGCGUAGAUUCGCUCGACUGCGAGGAUAUGUUGCUCACCUGUCAAACGAAUAAUAAAAACAACUAUACCAUCGCUUUUGAGGGCAGCAUGACUAUGUACUCGGAUGGCUCUCAAGAUUUUGAAAAUCAUGAUAAACACAAGACGUAUGAAUCACCAGAUGUAUUUUACGAUAAACCGAAAGACAUGCAAGCUGUGCUGGAUUUAUCAAUGGCAUGCUCAGACUCAAAGAUAUACACGACGUGGAGUAAUCUGAAACACUCCUCCAUGAACAAAGUAAUAACUCGUCAUCCUUCCGGGAACAAUAACACGAUACCAGACAUCUCCCAAUGUGCUGCUAAUCUGACGCUCGGUGGGAUGAAUAAACGGAGCCAGAGCUUACCGGACCUCUCUCGCGUUCGUCAAUUCCAGCACACUAAUAUACCUCUUAAUUUUAGCGUUGAUUCCGCUGAAUCGAGCAACCAUAUGCAGCGGUUGCAUAGCUCCGGAUCUGCGAUGAGUCGCUCGACGAAUGCGGAAAGUUCGGACAACGGAGAAAAUGCUGGUACAAAGAAGCUGCAAAAUUUAAGCCUCGUCAGACUGUUUAUGAAGCAAAAGAGCAUGAGCGUGGAGGGAAUGAGUCUUACCUUGGAUCAGUCGGAUUCCGUUAGUGACAACAGCGGCUGGCCCACUAGCAACAGUGGCAGCGAUACCGCGACCAACACCAACACGCAGAUACAACGGCAAAAUGGUCAAGAUAAUAUUUGUGAUCGUCGCGUGCUCGAAAACGACUUCUCUAUAAAUUGGAUCAAGCGCGACGUGACUAACAAUUGUGAUAUGGAAAGUCAGGGAGACAGCUUCAACGUUUUAAGGCGUGCGACACGAAAUAAACAUGACAAGAUCGAAAUGGCGUCGUCCGCGUCGGUGGAGGAACUUUCGGAGAGUAUGCCCAGGUCGGGCUGCGCGAGCGAUCAACGGAGCUUCGAUAUCAACGAUUCGUUCGAGCAGAAGAACGGCUGGGCAGCCGGCUUGACGGAGAGGAAGUACCCGAUCUGUCGAACAACGGGAAUACAAGCGAACGCGGAAAUGGAGGACAACGCGGUUCAAACUUCCCUAAUUUUUACCGCGCCGAAGGAAAAGCACGGUCCCCUCCUGCAGGAAACGACAGUUAACAAGAAGCCUGUGUACAUUGUGUAUCCCAAUUAUACGUUGCCCGAUCUGUCGUUUCUUAAGGUCAAGGACACCAAGAUGGACAACAUUGCGUUGAAACCACAUACAUUUGACAGAAACAAGAUGGAAUGGAAACGUACCGUCCGUUCGGGUAGACCAUUUUCCUGUAACGAUAUCGAUGCUCUACGGCAACGCGGAUUCGCGCACGUAAAGGAUUGGGAGUCGCUGACGUUCCUUCUGCCGCACGAAUACAAAAAGAUUCUGCACGAUGUGCCGGAAGUAUCGAGAUACAUUAAUAUCAAUGAGGAAGUUAAGCGGCCCCUAUUCUGCCUGUCCCCGCCGAUGCGCCACAAGACACGACCGAUCAGCGAAAUUAUACCGAAUAAUACUUCGUCGACAAGCAGCACCGCGACGCAGCCAUCUUCCGGCUACAGAGGCUCGUCGACGAUUUUAACCGACUCCUCGACAAAUCAGCAGCCCUUGUCCAACAAUGCGAUCAAUCCGCUGUAUUUGUAUCGUUACGACAGUAUUAGUUCGGAGGCCAGUUUAGUGAAUAACGACAAGAAAAUGCACAGACUCCAUCAAGCGAGGCAGGUCUAUCCGUCUCUUCCGAAACGAUCCGUAUCGUUGCCGCAAGGCGAGGGUGAAUCUGAUUUCAAUAAUGGCAGAGUACCGCCGCGACCACCGUUACCGAGGAGCAUCUUGCGAAAAAACAAGGUUGUCGCGAAUAAACGAUACAGCAUGUUUGAGAUGGGAGACGUGGGCGAACAAUCGGAAGAACAAUCUGUGGAAGUGAACAAGAGAAUGUCCUUGCAAGAGCCAUACUAUAUGAACAACGAUUUGCAGCUCUUGUGUCGCGAAAGAACGAUCGAUUCGGAGAAGGACGUCGACGAGACAGAAGCGGAGAGAUAUCUUAAAGAGAAAUUAAACGACAUUACGAAUAACGCGAAUGUGGAAUCGGAAACUUCUCAACACAGCGACGAUGACAUCAAGCAAUUGGAAGAAUAUUUGAAACGUAGUGCAAUCUCGUCGCAAAGUAGCGACGGAGAUAUCGACAAUGCCGAAGUUAAAGUGAGAUCGUACGUAAGAAAAUUUUUAGCUUUGAAAAUGAACAAGGAUCUACUCGUUAGAAAUAGCGAUAUGGGAGAAUCGCAAAGAAAAACGGUCAGUUUUGCCGUACACCAAAGAAAAAAGCACCUGGACGCUAAGCUGAAUAACCUGAAUGUCGUCGUAAACGAACAAAGCCAUGAUGAGCCAGCCGAGGACAGAUUAACAGAGCUGGAAGAGAAAAAAAAAAUGGUGUCGUCUGUAAAUAAAGCGGUAGACCUUUUAUUAAAGUACUGGAAUGCCGACUUCAAUCACAGUCGUCCCAAUUAUAGCGAAAGAAACGAGUGCGCUCAAAUUUGUCUGAGUAAUUUAUGCCCGGCUUUAUACGCUAUUAUGUCGGAUGGUUUAAAACCCCAUUUGAAUUCUACCUUUGGACCAAUUACCAAUAGUGUUUGGCAGGUCGUCGAAGCUAGUUCUCAACAAGGACCCCUUACGAAGACGUUAAAUGAAUUAGUGCAAAGAAUCAACGGCGAAGAUGUUAUUACAGAGGGAAUGUUAAAGUUCCACGCAUUUGUAUUCGGCUUGCUAAACCUAAGAGCUCUGGAUGCAUGGUUUGCGUAUUUGUGUACACGUGAAUCAAUUUUACGGAAACAUUACAACAACAAUAGCUUAUUCGUCGCGGCUCUGGCCAAUGCCAAUGUCCGAGAAAUCGUCGAUUCGUUGUUAUACAUCCUGAAUCCACUUGCAUUUUGUCCAUUUCACUUGGAUCUUCUCUAUCAGUAUCGUCAAUUGCAAAAUAGUUUUGGGAAUAUAAAUAAUCAUACAGUGAACGCUAUGAGCUUUAGAAACGCCGAUCUGACCAUGAAAGAUCGCGAGAGCGAGGAAACGGAAUCUUGCGGAGUGGUUCCAAGUCCGAAGAAGACACGACCAAGAUCUUGCAUUGCUUACAACAUGGACGAUAAAUGCAGCCUCAUGCAUAAAGGUGAUCUUCAGAACGCAAAGAAACGUUUCAGUGCCAUAAAUCCGAAGGCGUUUUACGCGUUGGAUAAAUUAACUUCCGAGGAUUCUGAAGAUUACACGGACAGUCUGGAACAUUCCCCUCUAAAUAAGAGAGCGAGCAAGCAGCCACAAUCUAAACUUUUUAAUCCUGAUACUAAACCGAAUGACGACGAUGGUCUCUCUGCCGAAACGAAAUUCAAAAAACUGCAGGAAAAAUGGGAAUUGAUGAUUGGUAAGGAAGGUAGCAAGGGCCAACCCGCCGUAAUGACUCCCUCCUCGCCGGUUCGGACAUUCGGAGCGUUAGGGAAAUCAAAGAUACCUAGAUUGCUCACAUCACCAGUGAAGCAGUCCAAUGUUGCGGCGAAUACCGUCGGGAAGUCAUCAAAAUCAGCCGUAUCGGGAAUCUCUUCGGGAUUGAAGAAACCCGCUAGCCUUCCUACACCAAAGACUACCGUGAAGAAACCUAUGGAUACGAAAGCGAAAGAUGCGACGCGUCGUACAAGCCGCGUCGAUCAGGAUACUCUAGGUGUGACGCGAGCUCACACUGCACGCCCGAGUUCCUUACCAUAUAAAUCGCACGGCGUAACGUCCAACGACAAGAAUCUAAUCUCGCCUCACAGACGAGCCGUUUCGACCUCUUUACCGCGACCAACCGUUACCACCGUAUCGAGGACAUCAGUUGCGAAACAUCCACACAAAGAAGUCCGUACCCUCACUCAUAGGAUACCGUCAGACACCGGUCACCUCUCAUUCGCGGAGGGGGAGAGACUGAAAGUAAUAUUAGAGGUGGAUAAUAAAUGGUUAUUGUGCGCGAAAGGUGAUCGAAGAGGUUUGGUACCACGAGCAUGUGUACGCAGUGUGCAAACAUAGCCCCUCCUCUCGACUACUCUUCACAAUCGCAAUUAUAACCGUGGCCCCACGCAGCAGCCGUAAUUGUAAUCUCACCCUCGGAAGUGGAACGAAGAACGGGAGAGAGAGAGAGAGGACGAGCUGAAAAGUUCAAAUCAUCUAAAUAUCCCAGGACGACACAAGUGAUGUACAGUGUAUUAAAAUUGUUUUUAAGCCGUACGAUAUAAUACGCAUUAUCACGCGCUUGUAAAGUUACUUUUAAUCGAGAACACUUAAUUCUUAUUGAGAUGCGACAGUAGUAUUAUCGCUAGCGGCGCCAUCGAAGACAUAGAGAUAUCACCUAGUCAUAGGCUCUUUUUUUAGACGACGUUAUAUUUAUUUAUUUAGAUCCGUUUACUUUAGAACGAUGUACAAACGCGGGGAUACAAACGACGAUUCGACAUAUAUCCUCGACGAGUAAAAAGCCGAAAACAGUGUGUACGAAUCUACACAUAUGAAUGUGUGUGUAACUGUGAUCAUAGUAAAUAGGCGUUUAAGUUUAUUAGUGCGAACGCGCGGUGUAUAUUUCGUUCUGAUGUUUAAGAUACUCUGUGACUUUGUAAUUUAUUUGUCUAUACUUUUCGCGUCAACGAUUCGUUAUUUUGAUUUUAUUUAAUGGUGCCAUUCACGGCAUACACCUUUACGAUGGCGGCGAUCACAUUUUUUACAUGCUUCAUGUGUAUUUCCUGAUACAUAUAUAUUAUAUAUAUACAUAUAUAUAUAUGUUAAGAUAUAUGACAUAAUCAAAUAAAGUCUGUUGUGAAUUAUA
Messenger RNA from Vollenhovia emeryi, 5856 nucleotides. RefSeq lists its product as uncharacterized. The transcript has 15 exons. Bases 462 to 5069 code for a protein of 1535 amino acids. Lineage: Eukaryota; Metazoa; Arthropoda; Insecta; Hymenoptera; Formicidae. Gene Ontology annotation, molecular function: protein binding. Gene Ontology annotation, cellular component: cytoplasmic vesicle. The record is from RefSeq and is a predicted model, not a curated record.